Naegleria lovaniensis is the source of this 2925-nucleotide messenger RNA. RefSeq lists its product as uncharacterized. The transcript is spliced from 4 exons. The record is from RefSeq and is a predicted model, not a curated record. Gene Ontology annotation, molecular function: protein binding. Bases 1 to 2925 code for a protein of 974 amino acids. NCBI's taxonomy places the organism in Eukaryota, Heterolobosea, Eutetramitea, Acrasida, Naegleriidae.
AUGACAAACGGUAAUCUCUUUCUCAACCAGCAACAACAGCAACAACAUGAUCCGCCUUCAUCAUCAUUAGCGACACGAAAUUUUGAAAUGUUGCAGCCUUCGUCGUUAACGACGACGAUGGUGGUCUCCGAUAUCUUGUUGGGUUCCAGGGAUGAUCAUCACCAUGCCAUCAUCAAUCCGAUGGGUACAUUACCAUGUGCAUUGAUAUCAUCGGAACAACAAAAUACAACUCUUUCUACUUCCAACUCGCUGGAUAUUAUUAUUGAUACAUCUAUUCCAUCAUCUCAAGGAGUAACGCCCGGGCACGGUGUCUACACAGCUCCCACACCCCUACAACAUACAACAACAGGCAACAACAAACGAAGAAUCAGUAUGGCAAGUACGAAAAGUACAGGCUCCAAUCUGUCGUCAUCGACGCCUUCUAGCCAUCCAAAAACCCCACCAGCCUCUUCCUCUUCCAAUAUUUCCCUACAUCAGCAUCUUGAUGUUGAUCACACUGCAGUAUAUGUAACGCCCAAAACUCGACAAUCCUUGUCUUACCCCAAUAGGGAUGAAAUUAGACCAUUUCCAAUUUCUAACCCACAAAAUCAUCACCAUGACUCACAUAUUACAAUUAUCAUACAACCAACAGCUAGUUCAACCUUAGAACACAAUAAUAAUAAUAAUGGUCCUAUGGCUGUUGGGUUUCUUUUUACACUCUACUCUGAAUUGAGUUAUUGGGCUAAAACAAUUGCUGUUGGACAGAGAGACAAUGCUCUUUCGAACAAUGAGCAAUUCAUUAGAUCAAUACCUUACCUUUCAGAAUAUCCACAUCACGAUAGCAUUCCAAAACAAUUACCCAACAGUCUAACUAAUUUUCAUCAUCUAUUCGACGAUGUCUUACAUGUAAUUUUAUCAUUUUUAGAUUGUAAAUCCAUUUUACGCUUUUCAUUGACUGCCUCAUACUAUUAUCAUAUAUGCCAUUCCAACCCUGUUUGGGAUCAAUAUCUGUAUCUAGAAUGUUACAUUAAAUUUUCAAAAGUGUCACUACCUGAGAGAUUUGCAAAUUUAUACAAUGCCAAACCUGAGAGACGACGGGAAUUAUUGCAAAAUUUGGAUGCUCCUGAAAAUUCAGAUUUAAACUUCCGUCAACAGCAAUUAUUGAAAGCAAUUGAUACUUUUGCUACGUUUUAUCAACCUUCUCAAGAAGAAACCUUAUAUAACAAGUAUUUUGAGCUUAAAAAUGAGUAUGAAGAAAAACUUCCUCAACCUACGCCAAUACCUCAAGUCAACAAUAUUGAGGUUGCCUCAGUAGCACAUAAUGAAUUAACAGGCGUAGAUGACGUAUCAAUCAUGAACGAACAAGAGGAAAGCUCCGACGAAAUUCAGAGCGCAAUAGCCUAUGAUGAGGAUAUCAAUAUAUUCUUUGAAACCAUGAAUAGAGUAUUUAACAGAGGCGAACCAGCCAAUUUACAAAGUGUCACCAGUAUUAAUACUUCUGGGUCAAGACUUUUUCCACGCAAAAAUAGUGUUGCCACUGUCGAUGAAAAUCCCAUAGCUUCCUCUAAAGAUUUAUCUUCAAUUGUAGGAAGACGUUCUAAAGAGCUAGGCAUAUUAAGCGGGGAGGAUGAUUUCAAAACAAUCACCAACGAAGGAAAUGAUAACCAAAAACCAUCUAUGGAGCUUAAAAUUACAUCCAUUCCAAACAAGCACUUUAGCAUGACAUCAGAACAACUUGAAAUUGAUGGCACGUACAACAAUGAAAAGGCGACAACCAAUGCUGAGGGGCAUACCAUGGGGUGGUUUGGACAGCUUAAAGCAUCGAUCGCUCAACAAUAUCGUGACUUUAAAGAAAAAGCUCCCAGUUACCAAAGAAGAGGACACACACCUCAUGUACGAUACUCGAGAGUGCCAAUUGACAAACUUUACUCUUCCUAUUGCAUUUUCAGACAAGAGAAAAUUAGAAACCCAAUUAUUAGAGGCAAGCUUUUGAAAUUAUAUGUCAAUCAAAUCAAGAAACGAUAUAGACCAAUUACCCGAUGGCUAAAUCACGUCAAGCUGAUUUCAUGGCUAUUCUUUAUGGCGUUUAUUGUGUUAUUAGCCUUAAAGCUGGAUGCAUACAUUGAUUGGCCUUGGUUUAUUUGCUUUGCACCAGCAGUUGGUAGUAGUGUCAUUGCUAUCAUUCUUACAGUAAUUUUGUGGACUCCAACUAUUGGUUGGCCGAUUGUUCUCUAUCGAUGGGUUUCUGGAGAUUGUGUAGGAUUUUGGUCGUCGUAUGCAUAUUGUUUAAGCCCGAGAGGCAGAAUUAUUCAACUAGCCGCUGGAAUCUUACUGCCCUUAACACCAUGCUCUACAUUUUUCAUAUCCCUAUUUCCAGAAGUGCCGCUCUAUUUACCGUGUGUGGUAAUUGCAGGAACUUGCUUGAUUUGGAUGUACACAUGCACUCAGAUCAUUUACAAGACUGGAAAGAGAGUGUAUCCCUAUGUACUGUUUUUAGCAUGGUUAGGAUUAGGAAUGUUUUGCGGAGCAAUUAUUUUGAAAUUUGCCAUUCCCUUCUUCACUGCCAAUGUGAAAUGGUACAUUGUUUGUACGCCUCUUUACAUUGUGAUCAUUUUAAUUUUCAUCUAUCAAAUUAAGCUAUCCUUUGACCUUAGCGUUGCGUCCACAAAAGCAUGCGUGAGCCUUAUUUGGAGUUUGACAUUUGUUGCCUUUAUGUGUAUUGUGAUUCUAUCAUUAGUUUUUGUCAUUUUGCGAAUGGAUGAAGUCAUUUCUUGGUCCUAUACGAUUUCAUUCAUCCCCAUGUAUGUCAUUCUCCAAAUGGGAUUACUCUACUAUGGAAUUCGUGCUUUCACAAACAAGCUCUCUCCAACAGUUCUCAAAAAUCCAUUUUCAAUAUUUACAAAUGGAAUGAAAAACAAUGCAGAUAUGGACACUUAUAUUUUGUAG